Molecule: messenger RNA, 2825 nt
Organism: Myxocyprinus asiaticus (Chinese sucker)
Lineage: Eukaryota; Metazoa; Chordata; Actinopteri; Cypriniformes; Catostomidae
Product: citrate synthase, mitochondrial-like
Exons: 11
Coding region: 109-1512 (467 amino acids)
Biological process (GO): carbohydrate metabolic process; citrate metabolic process; tricarboxylic acid cycle
Cellular component (GO): mitochondrial matrix
Source: RefSeq, a predicted model, not a curated record
CCGAGCCUGUUUUUCAACCUUCACUACGAGCUCGGUUACGAGAGGGGCACCUUCAAGCAGGGGUCGAGAAAGAACCACUUAUAAUAUUUAUACACACGUACAGGAAUCAUGUCCUUCCUCUCUAUCGCAAGACUAGCCCCAAGGUUCCUCAGUUCAAAGAAUGCAUGCGUCGUUGUGGCCGCCAGACAUGCCAGUGCUUCCAUGAAUUUGAAAGACGUCCUGGCAGACCUCAUCCCCAAAGAACAGAGCAGAAUCAAGAACUUCAGACAGCAGCAUGGCAAAACCUCAAUCGGUCAGAUCACUGUGGACAUGGUUUAUGGAGGAAUGAGAGGCAUGAAGGGUUUAGUGUACGAGACAUCUGUGCUCGACCCCGAUGAGGGCAUCCGUUUCCGUGGUUACAGCAUUCCAGAGUGUCAGCAGCUGUUGCCCAAGGCACCUGGUGGAGAGGAGCCACUGCCUGAGGGUCUGUUCUGGUUGCUGAUCACAGGACAGGUUCCUACCGACGAGCAGGUGAGUUGGUUGUCAAAGGAGUGGGCUAAGCGUGCGGCUCUUCCCUCCCACGUGGUCACCAUGCUGGAUAAUUUCCCCACCAAUCUACACCCCAUGUCUCAGUUCAGUGCCGCCAUCACGGCUCUAAACAGUGAGAGCAGUUUUGCUCGGGCCUACUCUGAGGGAGUGAACAAGGCCAAGUACUGGGAGUUUGUGUAUGAGGACUCCAUGGACUUGAUUGCCAAGCUCCCCUGUGUGGCGGCCAAGAUCUACCGUAACCUGUACCGUGAGGGCAGCAGCAUCGGUGCCAUCGACUCCAACCUGGACUGGUCACACAACUUCACCAACAUGCUGGGCUACAGCGAGCCACAGUUCACAGAACUCAUGAGGCUCUACCUCACCAUUCACAGUGACCACGAGGGUGGAAAUGUCAGCGCACACACAAGUCACUUGGUAGGCAGCGCUCUGUCCGACCCCUACCUCUCCUUCAGCGCCGCUAUGAACGGCCUGGCAGGACCCCUGCACGGACUGGCCAAUCAGGAGGUGCUGGUGUGGCUGACAGCCCUGCAGAAGGAGCUCGGUGGAGAGGUGUCGGAUGAGAAAAUGAGAGAUUACAUCUGGAACACACUUAAAUCAGGCAGAGUGGUGCCUGGCUAUGGCCAUGCUGUGCUGAGGAAGACAGAUCCCCGCUACACCUGUCAACGCGAGUUUGCCCUUAAGCACCUUCCUAAUGACCCCAUGUUCAAGCUGGUGGCUCAGCUGUACAAGAUCGUGCCCAAUGUGCUCCUGGAGCAGGGCAAGGCCAAGAACCCCUGGCCCAAUGUAGAUGCUCACAGUGGAGUCCUGUUGCAGUACUAUGGCAUGACUGAGAUGAACUAUUACACCGUGUUGUUCGGCGUGUCCCGGGCCCUGGGUGUUCUGGCCCAGCUGGUGUGGAGCAGAGCGCUCGGCUUCCCUCUUGAGCGUCCCAAGUCCAUGAGCACGGACGGACUCAUAACCCUGGUCGGGGCCAAAUCAGGCUAGAGAGGGAGAGACCAUGCCAGCGGAGUGAGAACAGGAAGGGGAGGAGCUUAAACUAUAUUAGAAACAAGCCCCUGGGCUAAGGGAUUCCAAGAGACAGUACACUUUUAAAUUUCCUCUAAAAAAGGGCCUUUGUUAUUAAUUAUGUCAAGAUGAUACGUCCCGUUUGCAUUCAUAACAAUCCUUCACACAUCACAAUUCUUACACUCGAGAAAUAAAUAUUUGUAACUCGUGUGUUGUCGCAUUACCCAGUCACUGCUUGUGGUCGCUUAUCAAUCCUCCUCUCCAGUUUUCCCACAUAAAUGUAUUUCUUGCCGGGUUUUUUUUUUUUUUUUCAGACCGUAUGAACAAUUCUUUGUUCCGCAUGCAGAGAACAAGCUUGAAUGAUGCAGCUAUGGGUGUAGCAGGUGGUUUGAUUAAGGAAUCUGUGUUAUUGUCCAAGAAUGCAAGAAAUCACCCUUUUCUAUUUAAACUGAUAAAGACACUGAAUACUAGUGCAGAAGAGUAGAGAAGUGCUUCACUUAGUAUGUAAAUAAACAAGAGUACUUUAUCCUUAGCUGUCAUACCAACUAUUUCAGUUUUAGUCUUUCAUUUUACUUUCCUGGAGUCAGAUGUUCACUGGAGCCUCUGUUUUGUACACGGAAAUGAAUUGACGAAGCCCUGCUCUGAGCCGGUCAGAUAAUUCUAUGCAAUUUGACUAGGUGUCCCUCUAGCUAACAUAAACAUGUUUCUCCUUGUACGAGCACUCCACAGUGGCAUAAAAGGUCCUCUCUCAAUAGAAUUGAUUCUGUGAGUUCAGUUCAACUUGGGAAACUUGUAUAUUUGUUUAAAAGGGUACUGCCCCUUUAAGUCAUCUCUCAUAUUGCUCUCUGACUUCAGCCAAUCAUCUUCAUCUUUUUCCUGCAUGAACGCACUUGUUGUGGCCACACCUCUUUAUUUGAAAUAACCAAUUCUUUCAAUUACAUGAAUCUCCUUUUCCCCUUAUUACAUCAGUGGACAUAAUUUAGAUUUUUGUCAUGUACACUAGUUAUUGUAACUUGAGAAAGUAAAACUGAGCAUUUCAAGAAGCUAGAACUCUAUAUUUUUGAGAUCCUGUUGAAUUUCUAGUGUUUUGUUUAGUGUGUACUAAGAUCUGCUACUCAAAACCGUAAUAUUUUUUUCUAGCUGUUUUGAUUUUCUGUCCUUUUUUCCUGUGUUUUGAAGAACAAUGUCUUGUGUAAACGUAUAAAAGAGGAAAGCAAUCAUUUUGUGUAGGUAUACAUAAUUUCAGGUUUUAUUUAUUUCUGUAAAUACAGCUUGAAUGUAUGAACCACUUA